AGGGCUGGCUUGCGGACUAACAGCGGCUCCGGCGCUGUUCAUCUACAUCGGCGAUCUCUUUUCGGGCUUCCGUCCUGACAUACGGUCUGGCGUGCCGGCUCGCUUGUUGGUUCAUCCACACAGGGCUUGUUCCGCUGUGAUAGAGACCAAUCGCUGACAGCGCUGUCUCCAUUUGCUGUUGCAACCCUUUUGGUUUUGCUGUGCUUAUCCUGUUUGAGCGGAUAGAAGGAAACAUGGCGGUGUCGCUCGCGCUCAAUUGGUCUCCGCCACCGUCCUCGCCGCUGCUGGACGAGAUGACGCUUUCUCCCGACUCGCUCUCGUUGCCAACCUCGGAAACAGGAGAACCAGCAGCGGCGCGGACAGCUCGCAACGCUUCCCUGGGAAACAGCCUCUCGCCGUUCCCUGCCACCUCUUCGGCGUCCCCCAGUACGGCAAAGGAAAGCAAAAGCUAUAGCAGCUCGCCAAACACUGCCAAGGCGAAGAUAACAUCCAACUCGCCCGGUGGUGCCGCCGCUGCUGCUGCCAGUAACAGAGACGAGAGCUUGCUGACGCUUGCGGGAACUUCUCUCAACGGAAACCCCCCGCCAGGCGUGAGCAGCGCGCUCACCAACGGCAGAUCUUACGCUGCUGCAGCCAGCUCGCAGCCUCCGCCGUCCGCUUCCGAGCCGGCGAUACAUCAGCCGUCGCGAUCGGCAACGGCGCCUGCUGCCAUGUCGGCCACUCUCGGUGCCUCUGCGGCACCGCAGAUCCCCCCACUUAGCGUGUUCAGCAGUCAGCCCGCCUUCAACGGUGCGUUGGCGUACGGGGUACAUACGCCUCUGCUAUUCCCACCCCAAGCCGCAGGUCCUCAAGCGCAGUUCCAAUGGAUGCAGUAUCAGCAAAUGUUAGCACAGCACCAGCAAGCACAGCAGCAACAUCUUUUCCACAAAGGCGUUGGCGUGCAGGCCGCUUCCAAGCCUAUGCAGCAUGACCCGCACCCUCCUAAUCGUCGACGAACGGCGUCGGGUCCCCAGCUGCCCGGCCCGCUGACGUACAACGACACUUUUGCACAAGCUGCAUACCCGGGGCAGCACUCCUUUGCUGCGACGCUCAAGAGCAACCUUCUUCUUUCCGCCCCAUCCUCCUCGUCCUCCUCCUCUGGCGCUGCGCCGUCGUCCUCGCACCCACACUCGUCCGGCUCGUCCUCGGCGUCCAGCAGCCAGGGAACAGGCUAUCACCCCUACCGCCGCACGGCGCGUGGCUCGGACACUGGUCCGUCCAGCUCUCAAGCUAGCGCCAGCGCUAGCGGUGGUGCUUUUCCGUCACUGCCACACCUCGCAGACCUGGCCGCCGCCGGGACCGGGGUCGGAGGAGCAGGCGCAGGUGUGACACACCCGUCGAGAGCGCGAACGUCGAGUAACGGCUCACCGUCGAACGGCUCAGAUGCGCUGCUGGACCAGCUGCGCAAAGGCAGCCUCGGCUCCGGCUCCUCAUCGGCAGAAACAGAGCCGCUACUCCCGACGUCGUACUCGGCCGCGGCCGCAUCGUCGCUCCGCGGGGCAGGCGCAAGUCAAGCACACGCACACAACUACUCGAAGAGCCCCCUCGGUAUCCAGACCAGCCCAGCGGCAGCGGCGAUGAACAAGUCGCCCAGCUCGUCGUCCCUCAAUACCUCUCGGCAGCAGCAGCAACGGCAGAAAGCACCGUCAGCACUGUUGGCCAAUGGCACCGCCGCUCCCGUCAAGCAGUUCAACAUCGAACGGCGGCCGCCACCGGCACUCAACGGCAGGCACGGCCGCGACGAGUCGCUCUCGUCGCAAGGCUCGCAGCACUCGGCCGGCAGCGGCGGUGGCAGCGGUCAAGCUUCCGCGUCGGGCUGCACGACACCCACGCCUGCUGCAGCGAUGAAGAAGCCCUCGCCGCUUUGUCCCGACCACCUGCACUCCAGCAGCUCUCCAGCGGGCGGCGCAGGUCUUUCGUCCGUCGCUGUUGUUGCUGUAGCGCCGGUGGAGGAGUCCGCCGCAAAUGCGCACAAGAAGACACCAUCAUUCGGCAAGCUGCGCAGAGCGCUAUCCUUCUCGACGCUGGAGGGUAUACAGAACACGCAAACGCCUGGUCCAAGCGCAAACGGCGCCGGCGUUGGCGUGUUGGCAGAAAUGGCGCCGAACGGGCGUCAGCAAGUGCAUCAUGUGCACGGCCGUGUCUUGCAGCAGCAGCAGCAGCCGGUGAUCUCCACCUCGCCGGCCGGCACGCACGUCGGCUCGACAGGGUCUACGCGCUCCUCGUCACCGCCGCGGACUCCGGACAACGUGCCGGCGAACCUGGCGUCGUCCGGCGCAUCGAUCACCUCGAAGCGCAGCGCGCGCCCGCCCAUUGCUGGCGGCGGCGAGGGGCGGCGCAGCCUGUUCAACCGCAAGUUCAAUUCGUCAACGGACAACAUCUCGCUCUCAUCCAAGCUCUCAAUAUCGUCGACCGUCUCGAGCGCGUCGAUGAUGCUGCGCAAGGUCGGCGGCCUGGGCAAGCUGGCGCGCAAGAGCAACCUCAUGGGCAUCACCAACAUAUUCAACAAGGACAAGGACCGCGACGCCGACGACAGGCUCGGCGCCAGCGGCAAUAGCUCUCCGGGCGCGGGUGCUGCCGGCAGCAAGUCUAAGAAGUCCAAGAGCAAGAAGAGCGCCGCGGCCAGCACGUUCAUCUCGCAUGCCACGGCCGAGUCGGAUGCCAGCGCCGGCGGCGCGGUGUCCGCGCAGCUCGAAGGCGGUAUGACUCCUGCCGCGUACUAUGUGCGCCAGAUGCAAGAGGCCGAGGCACGCGCCGAGGCGGCCGCGCAGGCGCAGCGCCAACGCGACACCGAAGCGUCCGCCGCGUUCAGCAGCGCCACGACCAAGGCGAAGACAAAGACUACGGACGACAUGCAGGGCGACCGGCAAAAGAUGAUCGAGAAAGAGAAGGCCAGGCUCAAAAGCAAGCGCGCCGGCGGCUGGCGCAAGAAGAUCGGCAUGGGCAGCUCGAGCGACACGCAGGAACUCACCGGCCUCGAGACGACGCCCAUUACCGACGACCUGCACGAUCGUGACGAUGCGCAGCAGCAGCACCUCCAGCAUGGGCAGCAGGCGUACGGCCAAUACGCCGCCACAGGUGUCGGCAUGCCCCCGCCUGGUGUAUACACGCUUGAUGACCAACAGGCAUUCGAUGCCGCGUUUGACGAGGAGGAGCUCGAGCCGCCGCACAUGCCUGGCAGCGCCGGCGGCGGCAGCGGCGCCGUGGACUCGGCAGACGAGUCGGAGACGGACAGCUUGCGGCACUGGGGCGAGGGCAUCGAACGUUCGCGCGCAAGCGCGUCACGCAUCAAAGCGCCCAAGGGCAUUCUCAAGCAACCCGUCGCGUCGGACAUCAUCGCGGCCGAGACGGGCAAGCCGUGGAUGCGCAUGCGCGCCAACUCGUACGACGCACCCAACGGCCCGUCCGCCGGCGCGCCGCUCAUGUCGCAGAUGUCCAACACGGCCGCGGGCGUCGACCGCAUGGACGGCGUCGCGCGCCCCGCGUCGCCGCUGCACCCGACUGCAACAACAACGCGCGGACACCAACGCGCCCAGACGCUUGGCGGAGGCAUUGGCAUCGGCGCCGGCGCGCCGCCAAGCGGCGGCCCAUCGAUCGGGCACCAUCCGAACUCAUCGAUGCCACAGCUGUCGCUAAUGUCCAACAUUGGUGCGGACGGCGCGUACGCGCAGCAUCGCUCUGUCGCGGGCCCACCGCAGCGGCGGAAGCGACUGACGUUUGCUGAGACCCACGUGUACCACUCGACGUGGCCCUCGCACGUGUAUGACCGCCGUGGCGAGCUGGCGACGUGCAACCGGUUGACGCCGCUGCUUGCUCAGCGUAUCAAGGAGGAGCUGAACACAUUCAAGAUGGAGGAGAUGCAGGUCGCGCCGUCGUCGCGCAUCUUUACGCAGUUCUUCGUCUGAGCACGGGGCGCGGCGCUGCACACUUUGGAGCAGCAAGCAGAUUAUUUCCCCCUUUGCCUUCCUACAGGUACUCUCGCCAUCUCCGCCCCCACCCUUACAAUGCAUGAUUUGGUCCCCGCUCAAAGUUCUUGAAAGCAUAAUUUAAAAGAGCAAGCAAAUCCUCCUCUGUCUCUCGCCUCGCACCCACAUGCGCGCACAAGCAAUGUUUUCCAAAAUUCCUUCCCCCUCAAACGGGCAAGAGGACGAGGGACGGCACAAGGUGG
Messenger RNA from Tilletiaria anomala UBC 951, 4207 nucleotides. RefSeq lists its product as uncharacterized. NCBI's taxonomy places the organism in Eukaryota, Fungi, Basidiomycota, Exobasidiomycetes, Georgefischeriales, Tilletiariaceae. Gene Ontology annotation, biological process: actin cytoskeleton organization. The transcript has 3 exons. The record is from RefSeq and is a predicted model, not a curated record. Gene Ontology annotation, molecular function: actin binding. Bases 234 to 3944 code for a protein of 1236 amino acids.